AUGCGCUCGCGUCUGGUUUCUGCGGCGGUGCUGCUAGCGACGCUGCUCGCGGCUGUCAACGCCGCCGCGCAACGCACGCGAGUGCAGGCGCUGCGCGGCGAAUGGAGCGCGCUGAGCUCUGACGUGCUGCGGUGGGAGCCAGAAUGGCGCCCGAGUGACGCGAAGCGGCUGCGCGAGCUCUUGGCGCAGUCAGCCGCCCCCGUGGCGCCAGGGAGGGGCCGCACGUUGCUCCAAGAUGACAACCCUGCUACUCUGAUUGCCAUCGUUGAGAUUGCGUCUCUGACGCUGCUCACGACGGGGUACCAGGAGCCCGGCGAUGAGGUGUUCGGCGACGACCUUUCCGACUUCCUGGGGGGCGCGAGAGCCGGCAGCGGCUUUGCAGAGCUGGGGGUGUAUUGCACGCCGGUUCGGGCGGACGACGCGGGCGACAUGCCGCAGGGCUGGCCGAAGUGGGACUUCCUCGACGUCGUCUUCUUUCCCGGCGUGCCGACGUCGCUGGCACGAGACUUGUGGAUCUGGGGCGACGAUCUGGCCACGGACGCCGUCACGUGCGAGCUCUGGGAGUGCGAUGGCAUUUUCGGCUGCAGCCCUGCGUCACCGUUCCCCCCGAACGCCGAUUUCGGGGGAGACGACCAGCUCGGAUCGACAGUGCUGUCGAGGGACCCUCAAACCAUGCUCCCAACGAGCCCGAACCCGACGAACACGACCCUGAAGGCCACGUUCACGUUCCCAAACGGAACGGUCACCGCGCGUGCAACCUUCGAGUACAAGCUCGUCGACCCGACCGUCUACUCCGGGCCCUCAGGCAGACCCCCCCUGCUGUCAGGACCCUGGGCAGAGGACCCCAUCGAUCUGUCCCCCUACCUCGCGACGUCCCCGCCCGCGGCAUCAGCCGCCACGACCGCUCCAGCGUCGUCGCCGACCCCGUCGCCACCGCCGCCGUCCACAACGGCAGCGCCGCCGCCGACCACCGCUCCGUCGCAGACGGCUUUCGUCCCGCCGACGCCGACGCCGACACCGACGCCGACGCUCCCGGUCACGACCUCGGCGCCUCGAACGGAUGCGCCACCAACGACGUUUGCCCCGACAGUCGUUCCGGCUACAACACCCCCGCCGCCCUGGGAGACAGUUUCAACAGUUGCCACCGCGCCUCGCGUCGAAGCCGCGGACGGGCCGACGACCCCGCGGAACCCCGGUAUGCUGCUGCCGACCGCUCCGGCGACGGCCGCCGCGACGGCCGCGAGCGAGUCGAACGGCACCGAUGCGACAGCGCCGGUGGACAUGUCUCCGCCGACGCUGACCCCGAUCGUGAUCGACUUCGGCGAGAUCACGUUCUGGGACCUGUACGACCCGACGCCCGCCCCCGCACCGGACGGCGGCCCGGUCAACUGGGACCGUUUGAACGACACAAGCCGACACCCCCCGGGGAGUUCCGGAAAGCGCUACUUCUUGCUGGUGAUGCUUGCGGUGGUCAUCGGCGGGCCGAUCCUCAUCACGGCGGGCAUCACCGCGGCGUGCUGCACCGUGAACGCGCGGCGCAGGGCCGUGGAGCGUCGCUGGGCGCGUGCGCGCGUGAUCGGUCCGUUGCACGACCCUGACGCUUGCUGCUACGGCCCGGAUCCGAUGGAGGGCUCGAGGACGACGGGGCGCGCCGGGUCGUCGGUCACGCUCGCGGGGGGCGACGCGGCGGGGUGGGGUCCUCCGUCUCGAUGA
This is a messenger RNA of Pedinophyceae sp. YPF-701, 1713 nucleotides long. NCBI's taxonomy places the organism in Eukaryota, Viridiplantae, Chlorophyta, Pedinophyceae. The record is from the annotation of a GenBank genome assembly.